This is a messenger RNA of Eriocheir sinensis (Chinese mitten crab), 3464 nucleotides long. RefSeq names its product beta carbonic anhydrase 1-like (gene CAHbeta). Lineage: Eukaryota; Metazoa; Arthropoda; Malacostraca; Decapoda; Varunidae. The coding region runs from base 175 to 948 and encodes 257 amino acids. The transcript is spliced from 5 exons. Gene Ontology annotation, molecular function: carbonate dehydratase activity; zinc ion binding. The record is from RefSeq and is a predicted model, not a curated record.
AGAGUACGACAAUCUGGCAACGUUGCUAAGAAGCGAUGAAGGUCAAAAGAAGAAGAAGAAGAGCAAGAGGAGGAGGAGGAAGAAGAAGAGGAAGGCGUCGUCUGCUCUGCUCCGCGAUCAGCUGCUGAGGGCGGCCAGGACGAGACACGCAGACGGCCACACCCUCCCGCCGCCAUGGGCAUGAACCGCAUACUUCAGGGCAUCAUGAGGUACAGGAACACCUACAGGGAGAGCAUGGUCAAGCAGUUCGAGGUGGUGCGAGACGACCCCCAUCCCAAAGCCGUCUUCUUCACCUGCAUUGACAGUCGGAUGCUGCCCACCAGGUUCACCCAGACCAACGUUGGGGACAUGUUCAUCGUGCGUAAUGCCGGAAACCUGGUGCCCCACGCCAACCUGAGUGGUCAUGAGGAGAUCACCACGGAGCCGGCCGCCCUCGAGCUAGGCUGUGUCAUCAACGGCAUCAAACAUGUUAUUGUCUGCGGGCACUCAGACUGUAAGGCCAUGAACAUGCUGCACAUGAUGCGCAACAGUGACCGCACACUCCAGGAGAUGCUGAAACUCUCCCCGCUCAAGGCCUGGCUAGUGCGCCACGGACACUCCUCCAUCGUCAAGUUUGCCCAGCUUGAAGUGUCUGACUUCCAGGCUCCAUUAGUGUUCCAGGCUGAGACUCCAAUGAGGCGGUUUGUGGCCUACAUUGACCCAGACAACCGGUUCACAGAGGAGGACAAGCUGUCACAGGUCAACACACUCCAGCAGCUGCAGAACAUUGCCAGCUACAACUUCAUGCGGGAAGGCCUGUCAAGGGGCCGAGUCUACAUUCAUGCCCUCUGGUUUGACAUUUACACAGGUGACAUUUAUUACUUCUCACGCCAGCAGAAGAUGUUUGUUGACGUCAACGAGUCCAACUUAGAGAAGCUUCUGGAUGAGGUCUUGAAGUAUUACACCUAAUCAUAUUAUAUUCUAUAGCAUCUAUUUUGUGUAUGUAAAUAUUUGUAUUUCUUAGUGGUGUAUAUUUGUAGUCUUUUUGUAUUUUUUGAUUCUCAGAACAAUUUUGAUAUUGUGCAAUAAUUAUUUUGAAUCUUAUGUAUAUAUUAGAUGUAUAUGAGUAGGUGACAAAUCUGUCUUUUAUAGAGAAAAGUAAAAUAUAUAUAUUCUGGCAUAGAUAUUUAUAGAAUAUUUUCUUCAACUAAAAACAUAGAAUUAUAUAUGAUCACAAUCAGCAUCACUGUCUUGGUUGUUGCCUCACAUUCCAUGACAUGUGAGGUGCAAGUUGUGUGUGCAGUAUUCUUUGGUUUGGGCACAAUGCUGAGUCAUAAUGGAACUAGUGGACAAGUAUAAUGUCUUGUCUCAGCACAAAGUGAUGAGUAUGAGUUUAAAUACAAUGUUGAUAACAGAGAAUAAUUAAGGAAUAGAGUUCUGUUGUGUAGAGCCAAUGUUAAGUAUCAAUGGACACGUUGAAAUAUGUGUGUCCUAUCUCAAAAUUCAAGUGGUUUGUAUGUUUGUGUGUGAGAGUGUGAAUGCAUGUGUGCUUGUUUGUGAGCAUGUAUCUAUACACACUAUACAGGGAACAUUUUAAAAGUAUUCCCAGAGUAGACAUUCCUCACAUGUUUUUGACCAGGCACCUCAGCCAGCCCUUGUCACUGUCUACUCACCAGAUCUUGUGAUGCACUUCCUCCCCCUCUCUUGUCCUGCUGUGUGAGUCUUGGUGAUACAAUGGUAUUUAAAGUUGCACAAAUGUUAAAGGGUAUGCAUAUUUUUAUGCUGAUAUGAUUAAUUUCCAUUUUAUUAACUGCAUGCUUUUGCAGUCUAUUCCUUAUACUGAGGAAAGGCUUGUUUGUACCAAGAUGUCAGCAAACGUAGAACAGUAUAGGUAGCAUUAUGGCUUGCACAAGUCUAUUUACAGUUUUAUCACAAAUGUUAAAAUAUAAAAUUCAGUACAAAGUUAUCUCUGUCAGUGGUGUGGCUUUGUUAAGGAGAGUACAAGGGGCAUGUGUGCCCCUCUUGCCAACCUUGGUUUCUGCCAGGUGAUCCUUGCACAAAAUGUCCAUGGAGUUAAUUUUACCACAUUGUUUAGUGUUCAUGCAGCAGCAAUGCAUUCAUUACCACCCUAGUGCCCCUCUGAGCUUCAUCCCUCUCAAGUAAAAUUCCCAUGCCACUCUAGAUUAAGGCAUAUUAACUGCCUUUAUAUUGGGCUUCCACAUGCAUCCACCCACAGUUGUGAGUGUGUUGAUCUCAAGUGUGACAAACAUGACAAAGAGGCUGAGAGAAAGUAGGAGCUGUAUUGAAUGAAGGUUUCAAGCAGUAACACAUUCUGAAUACCAAAGUUUAUGAGAGAGAGAGAGAGAGAGAGAGAAUGUAUGUGUGUAUUUAGAGGGUAUCCAUUUAAACUUUGAAGAGCUCAAUCCCAGUGCCAUAGGUUGGUAUUAUAAGACACUUUCGCUUCUCACAUCACCUAUUUAUAAAUGUCAGAGAGGGGGUCAAUUGGGUUCUAAUGCGUGUUUCUUCAGGUUCAUGGUACAGAAGAAGGGUCAAACUACAACCAGGGUCAUAAAACUACUCCUGUAAAUACCCACAGCAAAUACGCAAGCCUUCUCAAAUAUGUGUUCUUGGGCAGUGAAAUGUCUUGUAAUACGACCCAUAGUGUUUCAUUUAUGAUCUAAAGAGACAAUGCAGUUUGAUAUUUCUAUACUUUACUACCUCAGGGUGUAUGUUGCAUUGUUUUGUUGCUUUGUAGUCUUAUAUUGAUUAUUUUAUAUUUUCAGUCAUCCCUUUUACAUGUCUCAGGUCAUGUAGCAGCUCAGCCCCCCCCCCUCACACACAUAUACACACACUCCUUCAUCCCUUGUAUUGUGUAAUGGUGAAGAGGCCUGGGUGGAGAACAUGUUAUUUGUAUAUCUGUCUUUAUGUUGUUACUGAUGGGUUAUAUUUACAUUUCUGGGUGGUAAAACAAAUGGAAUUGCUUAACAGUGUAGUAGUACGACCCAUUAACUAAUGAAACCAAACCCAGUAAUGUAGCUCUUACAAGUUUAUCAUACAUAAUGGUGCCAUUAUAAAUAAACAUUCAUUCAUAUCACUAACUUGCUGGCCCAUCCCACCACUUUUUUUUUUUCUUGACUGCCUCCUGUGCUUUGAAAAAAAAAAGUGAUAGGUGUAUUCACAACUUUCUACCAUCCUUCCAAAUAUAUUAACCCAAAAUACAUGAGUGCAUUUAUCUAAACUGUGACAAGUAGGACAAAUUUAAGAACCUAAUGUGAUCUAGCCAUCUUACACCCAGGAAAUGUAAAUUAUGACCCAUAGUUCUCAUUCAUUUAUUUCUACCUAUUUCGUCGCAUUGUGUUGUGAGCUUUAUGUGUAAGGAAUGUACAUGACACUUCUUUAUCCUGAAGUUUUGACCAUCAGUCACAUCAUGGUCACACAUCCAAGGUUACCACUGUCACAAUAAAAAGGAGAUGUGUAGCUGUUCA